This is a messenger RNA of Lecanosticta acicola, 2502 nucleotides long. The record is from the annotation of a GenBank genome assembly. Lineage: Eukaryota; Fungi; Ascomycota; Dothideomycetes; Mycosphaerellales; Mycosphaerellaceae.
AUGGCAGAUGAAGAGGAUAUCAAGGAGUUUCCAGAUGUGUCGGAAAAACUGAAGGCGCCGAAGAAGAUAUCAGCCUUCGAGAAAGAGCGACUUGCAGCUGAAGAGAAGAAGAGGCGUGCAGAAGAGGAGAAUGCAGCUGCGCUGAGAGACUUUGAGGCAUCCUUCGGCGGCAAUGAGGACGAUGAUAGAUACGAUGGGUUCCCUAGAAUGCCAAGUGGACCUAGAGGGUCCGGAAAUGGUAGUGGAGUCUAUGGGGGACCACAGGGCAGGUUGGCAGGAGGUCCUCGUAGCGGACCAGGCAGUCUGGGGCCUAUACCAGGUCCACCGCCAAACUUGAAGAGGAAGAGAGCUCUCGACGAGAUGCGGGAGGCACAGGAGGCGCGGAGAGAAUUGGAGGCUCUGCAAGGCGAGUACGUCAAGGGCGGGCAGGGCAUGGGCGAGCAGUACUCGUCUGUGAACGAGGACGACGUAGAAGAUGUCGCGCCACGUCCAACUGUGCAACUCACGGGCAUACCCCCAUCAAUGACCGAAGGCGAUGUGAAGGUCCUAUUGCGGGGCCAUCUGACUGUCCACCAGGUCAGCUUCCAGCCGCCCAGCUGGCCUGGCUCGAGUGCGAAGAGAACAUUGACUGCCAUUGCCACUCUUGCGUCCGAUACGUCGACCUCGCAGAUCGAUGCAGCAAUAAGUGCGCUCAAGGACAAAUAUCUCGGAAACGGCUUUUACCUUUCGAUAUCUCGUCACCUGUCUUCAACAUCGCUUCUGCCCACCAUGUCCUCUUUACCGACGGCGGCCUCAACUGAGCCAUUUGGAGCACAAGUACCCAACAGAGACCAGCCGAGAGGAGGAAAUAGUAUGCGCAGUGCACCUCCACCCUCUGAUUUUGCCCCGCCAGAUUCCUAUGACACCCCGGCACGAACGUCGAUAUAUGCCGAUGCGACUCUCGAAGUGCAGCCGCCGCUUGAGAUCAGCACGAUCAGAGCAAUCCAUACUCUUGUUGAUCGGCUGCUAUCGGUUCCGGAUCCUGAUCGAGCGUUGCAACUGGAAGCCAUGUUGAUGAAACAACCGGAGGUUCAACGAGAUGAACGGGUUUCCUUCCUUUACGACUCGAAAAGCGCGGCUGGAGUGUACUAUCGAUUUCUGCUGUGGAACGAUGACGAUAACUUCGAUGCCAUUCAGGAACGUAAACGACUGGCUAAGGGACCGGAGCGCAUCUACGACGACAUUGUCAUUGACUGGUUAGCUCCGUCGGAAGAAGUACCUUUUGCAGACCUGUCGUCGCUUGGAGAAGUCAUUGACCAUACGAAUUACGAAUCCAGCGAAGAGGACAGCGAUGAUCCGGAAGAGCGUCAGUUCAAUGCCAGCCGAAGAGAAGGCGAGAGAAAGCCUGGAGCAUCCGAGAAGAAGCAUCUCACGCCGUUGCAAGUUGCGAAAUUCGCGUGGCUGCUUUCCCGUCUUCCUUCAAACCACGCUAUGUUACGCAAAGGAAACAUUGCACCCAUCACUUCAUUCGCCAUCAAUCAUGCCGGCGCUGGAGCUGAAGAGAUUGUGGACAUGAUGGUUCUCAACGUGGAGAAGCCGUUCACCGGUACUCAGUGUGCCAAAUUUGGCGACGAAGAUGUAUCGCUAGGAGAAGACGACGAAUAUGAGCCCGACCAGGAUCUUCCAACGAUUGAAGCGGUGCCGAACACAGAGAGAGCGGGGAAGAAAGAAGCUGAAGAUCCUUCAGGCGCGAAGAUUGUCGCUCUCUACCUCAUCAACGACAUACUUCACAACGCAUCUACUGCAGGAGUUCGAAAUGCCUGGAAGUACCGACAACUUUUCGAGAAUGCUUUUCGGCGGCAGAAGACAUUCGAGCACCUCGGACAGCUGGAUAAAGAGCUCGGUUGGGGACGCAUUAAAGCCGACAAAUGGCGGAGACAGAUCGGAGUUCUGUUCGGCAUCUGGGAGACCGGCAGCGUCUUCGCCAGUGAAGUCUUUGAAAUACUCAAGAAGAAUUUCUCUGAUCAGUCGAUGGGCGAGAGCGAGGACAAAGGUCAACAGAAGGAGAGCACUCCGGCGGAAGACAAAUGGGUUAGUCGAUUCAAACGGUUUGAUGAAACAGCAUCCCCCGCCAAAUCGGCAUCACCAGCGCCAAUUGCAAUUGUGCAGAGCGGGCCAAUUCCUUUUGAGAACGAUCUGGACGGAGCACCAAUGGAUGAUGUUGAUGGUGCUCCCAUGGAAGAUGUCGACGGAAUGGCAAUGGACGACCUGGAUGGCGACCCAAUGGAUGACGACGUGGGCGGAACGCACAUGGACGAGCCAGUCAGCGAUCCAGUGGCAGGCACGCCGAUGGUCGAUGCACCUUCCAACGAAGAGGGCGCCGAAGAUGAGCGUGGAGCCCAGCCGUUUGGCAAGAGUGGAUUCGCGAUCAACGCGUCGAACAGCGAAGCCAAGGCUGCAGAACCUUGGCGGCGUAGGAAGCUGGCCGAAGAUAUGUUUGCAGACGAUAGCGGCGAAGAGUGA